This is a messenger RNA of Meira miltonrushii, 876 nucleotides long. RefSeq lists its product as uncharacterized. Bases 83 to 715 code for a protein of 210 amino acids. The record is from RefSeq and is a predicted model, not a curated record. NCBI's taxonomy places the organism in Eukaryota, Fungi, Basidiomycota, Exobasidiomycetes, Exobasidiales, Brachybasidiaceae. The transcript has 2 exons.
CCUAGAAUAAAAUAUCUCCUACUCCUUAAUUUCACUCGUCUCCUUUCCCUUAUAUCCUCCUAUCUUUUUAAUAGUCCUAAUAAUGGUUACUAUUCGUUCUUUCACCCUUUUAGCAUUAGCAUUCGCUUCUUCUUCUUUAGCUGCUACUGUCACUUUCGACUGCACCAAGGUGCCAAAUAUCUGCGCAAAUGAUUUCUACGCAAUCAACUGUGUCGGUAAACCCACACAAUUAAAUCGGGACAGUGAUGAUGCCACGGCUCAUCGUGCUGCAAAUGCAUGUCGUUCUCCAAAUAGAUGUUCUGGAAACGAUGACAGUUCUAACAGUUGCGACGAAUAUCCUUAUGCUUCUUCCCAACAAGGAGGUAAAGGAGCAGUAACUCGCUGCGUACCAGCUCAUGAAAAUAGUGUACAAGGAGGUGUAAUUUCUAGUUUUUACUCUCGCAACAGUGUCGAAAAUGGUGAUGCAUACAACGUCGCAUUCAGCAACACGAAUGGAAUCCAAUACACGAAUUCAUGUUCCAACACGGGAAAUGAAGUGAUCCGACGAUCGGGUUCGGCUCCGUUCUAUACACCACGUAGAUUUAUAACAAGUGAAGGACAUGAAUUGCUCAUGUUUGAAUCUCGUGAAGAACCUGGAUCGCUUGAUGGUGUUAUUGGACAAGAUACUUACCUAGCCCAUGAAGAUCGUUUCGUCAAAAUCGUUCGUGCGCUCUAAAUAUGACGAGGCUUGACGCUGAAUUAUAGCAACCAUUAUAAUCCCCAAAAAUAAUCUUUUCUAUCCUCUUAUGACUAUACCUUGCUUUUCGUAAUUCCUGUCUCUGCAUGAAAUGCUAUCUUUUGCAAUUCUCUCUGAUUGAACAGUAACAGAUAGCCGUG